Messenger RNA from Malassezia japonica, 2064 nucleotides. RefSeq names its product DNA-directed DNA polymerase (gene eso1). The record is from RefSeq and is a predicted model, not a curated record. Gene Ontology annotation, molecular function: damaged DNA binding; DNA-directed DNA polymerase activity. The transcript has a single exon. NCBI's taxonomy places the organism in Eukaryota, Fungi, Basidiomycota, Malasseziomycetes, Malasseziales, Malasseziaceae. The coding region runs from base 1 to 2064 and encodes 687 amino acids. Gene Ontology annotation, cellular component: nucleus; site of double-strand break; replication fork. Gene Ontology annotation, biological process: response to radiation; error-prone translesion synthesis.
AUGAGCUACCAAACGACGACGGAGGCGCAUCGGUACCGUUAUGUCGAAGGAGAGAGGGAGGGGAGGGGGGAGACGGCCUCUGGGAGUAUAUACGAUCGUCCUGUGCGUGCAGAGCCGGUAGUAACGUUCCGCCACCUGCUCAGCACGACAUUCGAAGCGUCGAAUCCGUUGCGCGUCAUUGCGCACUGCGACGUCGAUGCGGCGUACGCGCAGUUUGAAGCGGCGCGGCUGGGGAUCGACUGCAAAACUACGCCACUUGCUGUGCUGCAGUGGACAAGCCUGAUUGCAGUGAAUUAUGCGGCGCGCGCACACGGCGUGAACCGCUUCAACUGCACGCUCGAGCAGGCCAAAGAGCGGUGCCCGUCGCUGCAGCUUAUCCACGUCGCGUCGUACGGGCCCGGGGACGAUACGCCGCAGUACUACAAGAACCCAAGCAGCAAGACGCACAAAAUUUCGCUGGACCUCUAUCGGCGAGAGUCGAAAAAGAUUAUGGAAAUCUUUCAGCGGCGGCUGCUGCACCACUCGUCCGGCACGCACCUGGGCUUUGACCUCGCACCGGUGGUGGCCGACUGCUGGGCACCGAGCCUGCUUGCGAUGCAAGAGGGGAGCGUCGACGACGAUAUCCUGUUUGAGAAAGCGUCGAUCGACGAGUCGUUCUUUGACCUCUCUGUCUAUGUGCGCAAAGAGCUCAUGCACCGCUUCCCUCUACUCGAUAUUCGCAGAGACGUCGAGCGCGCGACGGCCGAGGAACGUGCACCAAUGCUCGAUGCGCCGCUUCCCCCGCUGCCGUUGUUUGUCAAGCAGGAGCUUGUCAAGAAGUCUUGGACCUUGCUCGGCGCUUGGUGGCCGUCCGAGCAGGAUAAUGUCGACACGACGCAGCAGGCGUCGCAAGCGUCUGACGACGAGGCGGCGAUUACCGACAUGACGUGGUUGGAUGUGGCCUAUUCCAUUGCUGCAGAGCGCAUGAUCGCCGUACGCAAGCACAUUGUCGAGCAGCUCGGCUACACGACAUCGGCGGGCAUUGCAGAGAACAAGGCACUGGCCAAGCUGUGCUCGUCCCAUCGCAAACCGUGCAGCCAGACACUCUUGCUGCCGCGGUACGUGCUCGACUUUCUGGAGCCCCUUCCUUUUCGCAAGAUCCGCUUCCUCGGCGGGAAGCUCGGCGCAGAGGUCGCGGAUGCGUGGGGGGACUCGACCGUCGGCGAGCUCUGGCCGAUUUCCGCGUCCGAGAUGCAGAGCCGGUUCGGUGCGGAUGGCCGCUGGCUAUAUGACCUUUUUCGCGGCAUGGACCGCUCGGACGUCAGCCGGCGCACGUCCAACCGGUCGAUGAUGUCGGCGAAGAACUUCCAGCCUGCGCUCGUCUCGUACGCAAAAGGGCUGCACUGGCUCUCGAUCAUGUCUGCCGAGCUCAGCGCGCGUCUGCAAGAAGAGCGCGAAGAGUGCCCGCUGCUGUACCCCCGCUCCCUCGUGCUGCGGUACCUCGUGAGCGGUACAUCCGGCACGCGCAGCCAGCAGAUGCCGUUCGGCUUUGUGCGCAACGAGGAGUUGGCCAAAGAGAUCUACGGCAAGGCCGAGAAACUAUGGAGCCAAGGCAUCGGGCAGAGCUUGGAGCGGGCGACUGGCCCCGACCGUGUCGGUAUAGCCACGCUUUCGCUCUCGUUUGCAGGCUUGGAGCGGCAGUCUCGGGACCAGCAGCAGCUGCAUACCUUUUUUGAGCCGAAGCGGAAGCGCGCGCCGUCCGACGAGGCGCCCGAGCCUGAGCACGAGCCUCUGCCACCCAGGGCCCCCACCGAUGCGCAUACAGAGGCUCCUGCCGAGGCCCCUGCCGAGGCCCCUGCCGAGGCCCCUGCCGAGGCCGCCUACGAAAGAGUCACGGACCAUGAUACCCAAACAGAAAUGGCCCGCUGGUGCUGCCGUCGCUGUGACCACCAGGCAUCUGUCCCGAUGUUUGACGACCCGGACGAGGAGGACGCCCCGCGCCGUAGCUACGAGGUGAUCCUCGACCGCCUGCGCCUCGAGCACGUUCACUGGCACAUGGCACUGGACCUCGCCGCGGACCUAUAG